Messenger RNA from Trichomonas vaginalis G3, 463 nucleotides. RefSeq lists its product as uncharacterized. The record is from RefSeq and is a predicted model, not a curated record. The transcript has a single exon. Lineage: Eukaryota; Parabasalia; Trichomonadida; Trichomonadidae. The annotation marks the transcript as partial.
AUGAAGCAAGUUAAAUUCGUCCCACACCAAUCUCAAUGGACCGAUGAAGAGUUUCAAGCCAUGGUUGAAGGCGUUGAGAACGACAUAGACGGCGAAAUUGAAGGAGCUCAAAUCACAAUUGCAACCAAAAUUGCAGAGGUCAAGGAACAGAUAGCUCCACUUAAAGCUACCAAAGCUACUCUUGACCUCAUGGAUAGUUACCGUUUAGAUGUCAAGAGUGGAAUAAGACAAUUAAAAUUAAAACUUCUAAACUACGAAGCUAUACUCCAAAAGUUAGCAGAAAUGAGAAGACUUUACCAGAGCUACUUACAUGUAAGGGACUUACCUUCAAGCAGUCCGACCAAAGAUGAAUUUUCUGACAUUGUCCCAAUUUUGUCCGAAAGUCAGCUCAGAUGUUUUGAACUGCUCCCAACAUAUCCAGAAUAUGAACGUUUGCCUGAACUCUUCCGCAAUCUCAAAAAAC